This is a messenger RNA of Penicillium olsonii, 1980 nucleotides long. NCBI's taxonomy places the organism in Eukaryota, Fungi, Ascomycota, Eurotiomycetes, Eurotiales, Aspergillaceae. The record is from the annotation of a GenBank genome assembly.
AUGAUGAGACAUUGCUGUUUUCUUUUCCGUAUUCAUAGUCCCAACUUCCCUGGGAGAAUUUUGGAACUCGAUGUCAGAUCCCAAAUCUAUGGUUUGCUGCCGAUCAAAAGCUUUCCUUUCUGCUCAACUUUCUACACAUCCCUCAUGGAAUCUUCAGAUAUUUUCGUCGGGUCAAUAGACCAGGGUACCACCAGUACUAGAUUCCUCAUCUUCAACCGCGAUGGUGAGCCUGUGGCCUCUCACCAAGUUGAAUUUGGCCAGAUCUAUCCCCACCCAGGCUGGCACGAGCACGAUCCACUCGAGAUAAUAGCCUCGGUAGAAACAUGCAUUUCGGAGGCCAUCACAAAGUUCGAGACCGCAGGCCAUGGUCGCGACAGUAUCAAAUGCAUCGGAAUAACCAACCAGCGAGAAACGAGCAUCGUCUGGGACCAUGAAACCGGCGAGCCUCUGUACAAUGGGAUUGUCUGGACAGAUACACGCUCUCAAUCCAUCGUCACGGAACUGAGACAAAAGUCCGGGGCAGUGAAACUCUCCGAACUCUGUGGUCUCCCGUUGUCAACAUACUCAUCUGCACCCAAGCUACUCUGGAUGAUCAGACAUGUCCCGAAGGUCAGAGAUGCAUUCGACCGCGGCACCCUGGCGUUUGGAACAGUCGAUGCUUGGCUAGUCUACCGUUUGAACGGUGUGGAUGCCAACGUUUUUGUCUCUGAUUCGACAAACGCUUCGCGGACGAUGUUGAUGAAUCUAGAAACUUUGAAAUACGAUGAGACACUGCUUGACUUCUUUGGGGUCCGGGGGAAGAUUCAUUUGCCAAAGAUUGUACCGUCCUCUCAUACUACUGCGUAUGGGGUCAUUGGAUCCGGAGCGUUGGCUGGCGUCCCCAUUAUGGGAUGCUUGGGAGAUCAAUCAGCUGCACUGGUUGGCCAGAAAGGUUUCUCCCCUGGCAUGGCGAAGAAUACAUAUGGAACUGGCUGCUUUCUCUUAUACAAUGUUGGGGAACGGCCGGUUUUAUCAACACAUGGCCUACUGGCGACAGUUGCGUAUCACUUUGACAGGCCGAUUUAUGCCCUUGAAGGAAGUAUUGCUGUUGCUGGAUCUGGGAUCAAGUUUUUGCAAAACAAUCUAGGAUUCUUUGCAGAGUCCAAGGAUGUCAACGAACUUGCUAACUCGGUGGAUGACAAUGGUGGCUGCGUUUUUGUCACUGCUUUCAGUGGAUUGUUUGCCCCAUAUUGGAUCGAUGAUGCCAAAGGGACCAUCUUCGGAAUCACCCAAUACACUCAAAAGGGGCAUAUUGCACGCGCAACACUAGAAGCAACCUGCUUCCAGACCAAGGCUAUUCUCGACGCAAUGGAAAAGGACAGUGGCCACGUACUUUCAGAACUAGCUGUUGAUGGCGGAAUGAGCAAUUCAGAGCUUGCCAUGCAGACUCAAGCAGACUUGAUCAACAUCCCUGUUUACCGGCCCAAAAUGCGUGAAACCACUGCCCUCGGUGCAGCAAUUGCAGCCGGUCUUGCUAUCGGCGUUUGGCGAAACUUCGCCGAGCUACGUGACAUCAAUCGGGCUGGCGGUACAGUCUUUGAACCUCAAGUUUCCCAAACGAAGAGCAAGGAGAGGUUCGAGGAAUGGGAAAAGGCUGUUAAUGUGAGUAGGGGCUGGGUUGGAGUUAAUGAAAGACAUGAGCCUGGAACAAACACCACACCACGUUUGAGCAUGAACAAGGAAGCAGAGUCCUUUGUAGUGACGAUCAAGGAUCAAGGUCACUCGUUGGUUUCCCAAGUAUCCAAGGACCGAACCCUUACCGAUACGACCAAGAGAGCGACACGGAUAUCUGUGAAGGAAAUUGAAGUUCUCCCGGUGCCCAAGCUCCCUGGAAAAAUUGCGGACGAUCUAGACGAUAUGGAUGAAGAAGAGCUGUCAUUUGAACUACGCAAGGUCGAGAUAUUGCAAAGGCUCAAGAAAUUGAGGAGUGUAGGUUACUGA